Gambusia affinis (western mosquitofish) is the source of this 1612-nucleotide messenger RNA. Its product is annotated as CD209 antigen-like protein C. The coding region runs from base 360 to 1202 and encodes 280 amino acids. The transcript has 9 exons. NCBI's taxonomy places the organism in Eukaryota, Metazoa, Chordata, Actinopteri, Cyprinodontiformes, Poeciliidae. The record is from RefSeq and is a predicted model, not a curated record.
UCGAAAAUAGCAGCAGAAGAAUCAGUUCUGACAGUUAGAUUUUGAUGGUGCAUGAUAUACAAGUGUAGAUUUGAACUUCACAAAAUACAAAUAGUGGAAUCAAAUCCAGGACUUAGCUAUAUCAAAAUGUCCUCAGAUAUUUACUCCAAAGUACAGUUAUCCAAGAAAGUGAGAUAUACUAGAAAUGAGCAAGAGAACAGAACAGACUGGGAGGAAAAGGAGGUAAAUAUCUACGAGUCUGCAGAAAACGUUGCUGAUUACUACUCCGUUUCUCAGCCACAGGAAGAAGGCCAACAGACACAAAGACAACCAGCUGUGAGGAAAAGUUCUUCCAGAGUAAAACUCUGCAAAAUCCUGCCAUGGGUUAUAAUGUCAGUUGCCAUCAUCACCCUGACCAUAUACUGAUGUUCUCAGAUAUUAAGUCCACUCCAGAUUUAAUCCAAAGAGUCAGAUACAGCAAAGCAAAGCAAGAAGACACAGCAGAGUGGGAGGAGAAGAAGGUUCAUAUCUAUAAUUAUAUAAAUGACAUGAUGGAUGAUUCUCAGUUGGAAGGAAGAAAACAGAUUGAAAAUCAACCUGCAGCCAACAAAGUGUCUGCUAGAUUUGCAACACUGAGCAGAGGGGUGCUGUACAUAUUGAUAUUAGCUGGGAUCAUCAGUCUGCCCAUAUACUUCACUCUGGAAAUGAAAAACACCCACAGCGAUCUUUCAGAAAUGGCAGCCAACUACAGUCAGCUACACAAGAGCUAUGAAAUACUCAGCAAAAAUCACAAUCAACUGACUGAUCAAGUAAAAAGAUUGAACGAUACAAUUACUGGAAAGAGCUGCCCAGAUGGAUGGACCCGAUUUGGAUGCAGCUGUUACUUUAAAGGCAAGGAGAAAAAAACUUGGGAUGAUAGCAGAAAAUACUGUGAGGAAAGAGGAGCUCAUCUGGUGAUCAUAAACAGUCAUGCUGAACAGGAAUUUAUAAAACAGUUCAAUAAAGAUGGAGAAUCUUGGAUUGGUCUUCAACGCAAGUGGAUAAAUGGGCAAUGGACGUAUGACUGGAAAUGGGUGGAUGAAUCACCACUGAAACAAUCGUUUUGGGGAACAGGAUGGCCAAUAUAUUAUAAGUACCAACCAUAUGCAGUAUGCUGCAAUUUUGAAGGAAAAUGGAUAACAGUAGAUUAUAACUAUUACCGCAACUGGAUUUGUGAGAAAUAAAGUUUCAAACCAGAGAAAGUAACCACCACCUUAUUUUUUUAAAAUGACGUUUAGGUUUUCUGAGUCGCAGUUCAUUGUUUAUAGUUUCUUUCUAAGGUUUAUGCAAAGGCACGAUGUAACCUAAUGACAACAGAUGAUGCUUUCAUUAAGUAUAAUCUGUAGAGUAUUUUUAACAGGCUGAGUUUGCAAAGCUUUGUCGUUGUAAUAAAUGUAAUAUUUUGACAAAUUUAAAAAAUUGUAAAGCUUCAACAUGGAUGACACAUACAAUAAAUUAUAUUCUAAAAUUGUUCAAGUAAAAGGGAGAGCUUGUUGUUUAAAUUUUAUUUUUCUUUUGUUAGCCAUGUUGCAUGAUCUGCCAUCACAUAGAUAAUAAUAAUUUUAUGAAAAAUAAAGAUUUUUUUCCCCCAGAC